Messenger RNA from Dama dama (fallow deer), 4729 nucleotides. It is a transcript of the gene WDR20, whose product is annotated as WD repeat domain 20. The record is from RefSeq and is a predicted model, not a curated record. The transcript has 4 exons. Bases 378 to 1946 code for a protein of 522 amino acids. Gene Ontology annotation, molecular function: protein binding. NCBI's taxonomy places the organism in Eukaryota, Metazoa, Chordata, Mammalia, Artiodactyla, Cervidae.
CGUGAUCCGGGCACUUAGGGCAGGAUGAACGCUGCUUUCCAAGAUGGCGACGGAGGGAGGAGGGAAGGAGAUGAACGAGAUUAAGACCCAGUUCACCACCCGGGAAGGCUGCUGACUUGAGUAAACCAAUAGAUAAAAGGAUAUACAAAGGAACACAGCCUACUUGUCAUGACUUCAACCACCUCACAGCCACAGCGGAAAGCGUCUCUCUCCUAGUCGGCUUUUCCGCAGGCCAAGUCCAGCUUAUAGACCCAGUCAAAAAAGAAACUAGCAAACUAUUUAAUGAGGAAAGACUAAUAGACAAGUCACGAGUAACCUGUGUCAAAUGGGUUCCUGGUUCGGAAAGCCUUUUCCUAGUAGCCCACUCGAGUGGGAACAUGUACUUGUAUAAUGUGGAGCACACUUGUGGCACCACAGCCCCCCACUACCAGCUCCUGAAGCAGGGGGAGAGCUUUGCCGUGCACACUUGCAAGAGCAAAUCCACGAGGAACCCUCUCCUCAAAUGGACGGUGGGCGAGGGGGCCCUCAACGAGUUUGCUUUCUCCCCAGAUGGCAAGUUCUUGGCGUGUGUGAGCCAGGACGGCUUCCUGCGGGUGUUCAACUUUGACUCGGUGGAGCUGCACGGCACCAUGAAAAGCUACUUUGGAGGCUUGCUGUGUGUGUGCUGGAGCCCCGACGGCAAGUACAUCGUGACGGGCGGCGAGGACGACCUGGUGACCGUCUGGUCCUUUGGAGACUGCCGCGUGAUCGCGCGGGGCCAUGGGCACAAGUCCUGGGUCAGCGUGGUUGCCUUUGACCCCUACACCACCAGCGUGGAAGAGAGCGACCCCAUGGAGUUCAGCGGCAGCGACGAGGACUUCCAGGACCUUCUUCACUUCGGGAGAGACCGAGCGAACAGCACCCAGUCCCGGCUGUCCAAGCGGAACUCGACCGAGAGCCGGCCCGUCAGCGUCACGUAUCGGUUUGGCUCCGUGGGCCAGGACACGCAGCUGUGCCUGUGGGACCUCACGGAAGACAUCCUCUUCCCUCACCAGCCCCUCUCGCGCGCGCGGACACACACGAACGUCAUGAACGCCACCAGCCCCCCCGCGGGCAGCGCCGGGAACAGCGUGCCCACGCUGGGCAGCGCCGCGCCGCCCCCGCUGCCGCGGUCCAACAGCCUCCCGCACGCCGCCGUCUCCAGCGCCGGCAGCAAGGGCAGCGUGGCGGACGGCGCCAUCGCCGCUGGGGUCAGCAAGUUCGCCACGCUCUCGCUGCACGACCGGAAGGACAGGCACCACGAGAAAGACCACAAGCGGAACCACAGCAUGGGACACAUCUCCAGCAAGAGCAGCGACAAGCUGAACCUCGUCACUAAGAGCAGGACGGACCCCGCCAAGACUCUGGGGACGCCCCUGUGCCCCCGCAUGGAAGACGUGCCCUUGUUAGAGCCGCUCGUCUGUAAAAAGAUAGCACAUGAGAGACUGACUGUGUUAAUUUUUCUUGAAGACUGUAUAGUCACUGCUUGUCAGGAGGGAUUUAUUUGCACAUGGGGAAGGCCUGGUAAAGUGGUAUUCCUUGUUUUCUGUGACCUUCCUCUAAGCCGAGUCCCCCGUGGGGAAGGACGAAGGCUGACUGCCGUGAGCUGGUGGCCGGUCUCUGCGGACGCCAGGAGGCCACCCGGCCGGCUGGAGCCCCAGGUGGCGGCGGGCAGGCUUCCUCCUCCAAGUCUCGAAUGGUUUGGGGGGGCUCUGUCAGCGCCGUUGGGGCCCCCGAGGCCCCCGGUGCAGAGGGAGCUCUGUGAGCGGGCAGCAAGGAAGGGCCGGCCCCUCAUCCUGCGCACUGGUACCUCCGUCUCUGGAAGCUUCUCGGCAAGAAUUCGGGGCCUGGACCUGCACGUCCCGCCUGGGGCUCGUGGGGGGCUCCCCACUCAGCUGUCGCUCCCCGCCGUCUCGUGGGACAUUUGAGCCUGGAACGCGGGGCGGGCGAAGCCUCUGGACACUCCCUGCUGGCCGCCUUUCCCCAGGGUGGGCGACCAGCCUCCCUGGACUCCAGAACCCACCCAACAGUGCGGCCUCCUGAGAGUGGGGCCUUCGCCUGCCCUUGACUCGGAGCUGCCGGCCGGGAGAGAUGUCCGGUUCUCCGCCCUCAGCGUGACCCGCUCCUGCAGAAGCCAGACGCCAUCUCCUCGGCCCUGGAGUAGCUUUUAGGCCCUGAAUUCUAGUAGAUUGACGGAACUUUAAAAAGACACAGGUGCAACAUUUUGAUCUUUUAAAAACCACUAGUUCUUACCUUGAGAAAAUUAGUCCCAUUUUUUUCUCCCUUGUGUGACUGCCUGUUGAAACAGGCAAUUCUGGACCAGAUUCUGGACCAGCGGGUCUCUUUCUGAAAAGGCACAGAAAACCUAGGGGCCCCCAGCCCCACCCCAUCUAGUGUCAGCAGCCUCUGACCUGCCUUCAGGUGGAAGCCGCGUAACCCCACGCGCAGUCGGAGGCUCCUGGAAGAUGCGGAGGUCCGCAGACCAGAGGGGGUUUCAGAUCCGCAGCAGGUCACCGGGCAGGGAGCCUGCAGGCCGCGGGAGAGCCUCCUUUCCCCAGCACGGUGCUCACCGGAGCCCGUAACUGAAUAUUCCCUAAGAAUGUUCCCUUUUCCCCAGAUGUCUGUAAACAACAUCAUCAUUUUCUCUGGGUGACUUUUGCGGGGUUGAGUGGCCUCUUUGGAGGAAGUGUGUCACCAUCCGUGUGACCUGUCAGUGGGCAGGUCAGGGCUGCCCAAGGGGAGUUGCCCCCUGGAGCCAAGGUGGCAGGCUGUGGUGGGCACUGGGCCUGGGGCAGGGUGGGGCCCAGGUGCCAGGGAAUGGCCCAGAGGAGGCGCCGGCGGAGUGAGCCCCUUGCUGCCGCUCCCCCCCGCACCCACGUCCUAAAACUGGCUCGUCGAGUCCAGGACCCGAGCCUCACACGCAGCCACUCUGUCCUUUCCUUUGGUUCUCUUAUGCAACCGUCUGGGCAGCGGGAGUGGUGGGAUUCUUGUGGCUGAGUCAGGGAAAACGUAUCCAUAGCUCGAAGUGGCCCCGGGGGAAGGCAGCCGGGAACUAACUCUCAUCGCUUUUGUACCAUCUCUGAAAGGGCCUCACUUUACGGAGACUCAGCCCUUAGUCUCCAGGGGCGGAGGGGCAGUUCAGGGGAGCUUCCGGCAGGCUGCCUCAGACCAGAGCCCCAGGGGCGGGUGCAGGCCCGCCCACAGGUGAGGCUGACCCGGCACCGGACCUCCGCCCGCGGCCCUUUCCUUCGGGGCUCAGGAGGCUGCUGGUCCGUCUGCAGCAGGACUCGUCCUGGGGCCGGGGAAGGCGACUCAGACAGUUGACUGACCAGGCCUGGACCAGUGCCACCGGCCCGUCUGCCGGCCACCCCUCGAGGGCCUGAGGGGCGAGUCCAAGGUAGCCGGGGGUGGAGGGGAGCCUUGCUGGGACCCGGGGAGGCUUCGGGACGAGGCCUGUCUCUGGCCUCCGAGACCCUCACGCUCCCUCUUCUUGCUCUCGGGGCCUCCAAUCUCAGCAGCGCCACAAAGAAAGAUGUGUUCCAUGGUUGUAAAUCGUUUUUUAGCUGAAAUGUUACUUUUUCUAAACAUUCUUAUGAAACAAGGUUUAAUUCUAUCAGCUUAGUAUUAUAAUCAAACCCAAACUAAGAACUGGGGUGUUCUGAUCAAUUUUCAUAUGAAAUCGCUAGCAGGAAUAAAGCAGCAACUUUGGUGAGAACAGAUCGGCCUCCUGAAUGUUAGACUCAGGAGUUGCCGCUGCUCCUGAAGCGGGCUUCCUUGCUGGGGGCUGGUAGGAUGGCUCGUGGAUUCCGGGCUGGAGAGAGCUGGUGCUUCAGGGGUGUUUGUAAAGCCCUUUCUUGCCAGCUGUUCAGUGUCCGGGGGACAGACCAGCAGCUUCCCGGCUGUCUGGACAGCUGGACGCCAGCAGGGUCUCUGAGGCCAGAUGCUCGGUCCUCCUGAGAAAAUCCUCAGGGAGGAGGCAGGCAGAGGACAGACCACCCUCAGGAGCGGCCCGAGGCGGCAGGGGAGCGGGCCCUCCAAACCGUGCUCCCAGUUCACACGUGCAGCCGGCCUCCCCGCGGGAGUGGUCUGCAGUCUCUGACGGAGGCCCGCCAGUGUGAUUCCCCUUUUUCUCACUGUCGCCCGGUAACUAGCUUCUAGACGGAAGCAAAGGCUUAAAGAGAUCAGGUGACUUUUCACAUCUUGUUUGGGAUAGUGUUCACAGACCUGGAAAUUUGUAGCUUCCGUGUUGCAAUACCUGUAACCUUAAGAUUAUUAAUAAAUGGAUGCCAGACCGUGACGUGCAUCCCAGUGAGUGUGAAGAAAUGUGAGUGCUGGUGGUUGCAUGAGGCUCAGCUCUCUCGGGUGCGUCUUGAGCUCGGGGGGCCCCCCGGCCCCACCGGUGCGGUCCCCACACCCACCGCAGCCGAGUGCCUGCAGGGCCCUGUCCCACGUCCACCCCCACGGCCCGGCCCUCCUUUCCCUACCUGCUGGGCCCUGUGCGCUGGUGCGGAGGUUGGAGGGGCGCCGCCAUCACCACCCUCAGCAGAGCGGACCUUGUAAGAAACGCCUCUAGGCUCUGUUCCUGGACAACACUGGCUCUUGGGGACGGGGCGCAGGCUCUGGGCUGCACUGGGCGAGCUGGCCUGGGAGCCGGGGAACCCCUCGGCGGCCCCGAGCUGCAGGCCCUGGGGAGGACAGUGAACAGCCCCCC